Acanthosepion pharaonis is the source of this 1584-nucleotide messenger RNA. The record is from the annotation of a GenBank genome assembly. Lineage: Eukaryota; Metazoa; Mollusca; Cephalopoda; Sepiida; Sepiidae.
AUGAUAUAUUAUCAUAAUGUGUUCCUAUCUAUCUGCAUACUCAUAAAAACUUAUCCAUCUAACCGUGUAGAUGUAAAAUCUAUCUAUCUAUCUAUCUAUCUAUCUAUCUAUCUAUCUAUCUUCCAUAUUAUCUAUCUAUCUAUCUAUCUAUCUAUCUCAUCUAUCUAUCUAUUCUUUAAUCAAACCUGCAUAAAUGAAAAACUGCUUUCCAAAUCUAUCUAUCUAUCUAUCUAUCUAUCUAUCUAUCUAUUUCUUUUUAUUACUUUUUCGUUCAAUUUCAGUAUCUAUCUAUCUAUCUAUCUAUCUAUCUAUCUAUCUAUCUAUCUAUUUAGUCUGUUUACAUCUAUUUAUUUCUCUCUAUCUAUCUAUCUAUCUAUCUAUGUAUUUUUCAUUUUUCUUAUUUUUUAUUUCAAUCUCAUUAUGUAUCUAUGCAUGUAUGUAUUUUCUUCUUUCACUCUCGGUAUAUCUAUCUAUCUAUCUAUCUAUCUAUCUAUCUAUCUAUCUAUCUAUCUAUCUCUUUCUUUUUAUUACUUUUUCGUUCAAUUUCAGUAUCUAUCUAUCUAUCUAUCUAUCUAUGUUAGUCUGUUUACAUCUAUUUAUUUAUCUCUAUAUAUCUAUCUAUCUAUCUAUGUAUUUUUCACUUUUCUUUCUUUUUUCUUUCAAUCUCAUUAUGUAUGUAUGUAUGCAUAUAUGUAUGUAUCUGUUGUUUUUCUUCAUUUCUUCUUUCACUUUCGGUAUAUCUAUCUAUCUAUCUAUCUAUCUAUCUAUCUCUUUCUUUUUAUUACUUUUUCGUUCAAUUUCAGUAUCUAUCUAUCUAUCUUAGUUUACAUCUAUUUAUCUCUCUCUCUCUCUCUAUCUAUCUAUGUAUGUAUUUUUCACUUUUCUUUCUUUUUUCUUUCAAUCUCAUCAUGUAUGUACGUAUGUAUCCAUAUAUGUAUGUAUCUGUUUUUCUUUCUUUUUUCUUUCCCUAUCUAUCUAUCUAUCUAUCUAUCUAUCUCUUUUUAUUACUUUUUCGUUCAAUUUCAGUAUCUAUCUAUCUAUCUAUCUAUCUAUCUCUUUUUAUUACUUUUUCGUUCAAUUUCAGUAUCUAUCUAUCUAUCUAUCUAUCUAUCUAUCUCUUUUUAUUACUUUUUCGUUCAAUUUCAGUAUCUAUCUAUCUAUCUCUUUUUAUUACUUUUUCGUUCAAUUUCAGUAUCUAUCUAUCUACCUCUUUUUAUUACUUUUUCGUUCAAUUUCAGUAUCUAUCUAUCUAUCUAUCUAUCUAUCUAUCUAUCUAUCUAUCUCUUUCUUUUUAUUACUUUUUCGUUCAAUUUCAGUAUCUAUCUAUCUAUCUAUCUAUCUAUCUAUCUAUCUCUUUUUAUUACUUUUUCGUUCAAUUUCAGUAUCUAUCUAUCUAUCUAUCUAUCUAUCUAUCUAUCUAUCUAUCUAUCUCUUUUUAUUACUUUUUCGUUCAAUUUCAGUAUCUAUCUAUCUAUCUAUCUAUCUAUCUAUCUAUCAUUAAUUCAUUCUUCAUUAACUUUUAAUUUUCCUUCUCUUUUACUCAUACUCUCCACCUCCUUUUUCCUUUCCAUCUCUCUCAUUUAG